Messenger RNA from Rasamsonia emersonii CBS 393.64, 4374 nucleotides. Its product is annotated as Bifunctional fatty acid transporter and acyl-CoA synthetase. Bases 1 to 4374 code for a protein of 1457 amino acids. NCBI's taxonomy places the organism in Eukaryota, Fungi, Ascomycota, Eurotiomycetes, Eurotiales, Trichocomaceae. The transcript has 9 exons. Gene Ontology annotation, molecular function: long-chain fatty acid-CoA ligase activity; long-chain fatty acid transmembrane transporter activity. The record is from RefSeq and is a predicted model, not a curated record.
AUGGACAUCCUCUCGCGCGCUGCGAGCCGUGCUGCCAGCGCAGGCCCGUCCAUCGCGCUGGGAUCGGCCCUGUCCCUGGCCGCAGCCGCCUAUCUCAAUGCCCGAUUGUGCAUCUCCAGCGACUUGCGGACUCUGCGAGAUGAGCGCUUCUUUGGCCGGAAACUUCGCCAGCGCCUCGCCGAGCUGGACGACACGUGCACGCUGUACCGCAUGCUGGAGCGCGUGAUUGAGGUGGACGGCAAGGGUGAUGCAGAUGCACUGUGGUUUGAGAACAGGACGUGGACAUAUGCGCAAUUGAAGGACGUCGUCGACCGCCUUGCUGCCCUCCUCCACCAGCGAGGCAUCCGAACUGGCGAUUUCGUCGCCGUCUUCACCACCAACUCCCCCGAGAUGGUCGUCUGCAUCUACGCCCUGGCCAAGCUGGGCGCCGUGGCAGCGCUCAUAAACACCAAUCUGCGAGACGACACCUUCAAACACUGUCUCACCGUGUCCACCGCCAAACUCAUAAUCUCCACUCCCGAUCUGGCGGAAUUCGUCCGCUCAGAUCUGCCUCAUCUGACCUUCAACCUGUCCUCCUUCAACGACUUGCCCCAAUCACCUUCCAUAGAACUCAUCAACGAGGACAGCCUCCGCCAGGUCUCGCCCUCCACCGUCUCCCCAGCCAAGCGGAGCCCGCCUGACCUGGCCGUCCUGAUCUACACGUCCGGGACAACGGGCAACCCCAAGGCGUGCGCGAUCCGCAACAUGCAGCUGGUCGUGACGUCGACGCCCGUGCGGCAGGACGCCGAGAACCCAUCGCGGUAUUUCCCGCUGCGCAUCUACUCUGCGCUGCCGCUGUUCCACGGCACGGCGCUCUUCGGCGGGCUGUGCUACAGCGUCGGCACGGGGGCGACGCUCUGCCUGCGACGCAAGUUCUCCGCCUCGCGCUUCUGGCAGGACGUGCACGCCUCGCGCGCCACCCGCGUGCUCUACAUCGGCGAGCUGUGCCGGUACCUGCUGGCGACACCGCCGUCGCCGUACGACCGGGGGCACGCCUGCAUCGUGGCCUACGGCAACGGCCUGCGCGGCGAGAUCUGGGACCGCUUCCGCGAGCGGUUCGGCGUGCCCGAGAUCCGCGAGAUCUACCGAUCGACCGAGGGCGUGGCGCGGUAUGACAACUUCUUCAGCGGCGCCUGGGGCACGGGGUGCGUCGGGUUCGUGGGCCCGUUGCGCCAGCUGGUCGAGGACGACACGUUCAUCGUGAAGUACGACCCAGACAAGGAGAUGCCCUACCGGGACCCGAAGACAGGGUUCUGCGUGAAAGCGCGCGCAGGCGAGGAAGGCGAGGUAAUCGGCCGCGUCCGCAACCGGGACAUGCUGACAGAAUACCUCAACAACCCCGACGCAACAGAGAAGAAGCUCCUGCGCGACGUCUUCCAGAAGGGCGACCUCUUCCAGCGCAUGGGCGACCUGCUGGUUCGCGACAAAGACGGCUGGGUACGCUUCCAGGACCGCGUCGGCGACACCUUUCGCUGGAAGGGCGAGAAUGUCAGCGCGGGCGAGGUCCGCGAUCACAUCUGUCGGAUUCCGAACGUGCAGGAUGCGGUGGUGUAUGGUGUGAAAUUAAAGGGCUACGACGGCCAAGCCGGCGCAGCAGGCAUCACGCUCGAGCGCUGGACACCCGACACCGAAACAGAAUUCAUGAGCAAGCUCUACUCAGCACUGAAAGCGAAAGGCGUACCGUCCUAUGCGCUUCCUAGGCUGGUGCGCAUCACCAAGCGCGUUGCCACCGGCGUCACCUUCAAACAGGCAAAGAAUGAGCUCGCCAAGAGAGGCUGGGAUCCGGCUGUUGAUUGGGAUGGUGACUCGCUGUAUUGGCUGAAUGGGACCAGAUAUGAGAGGCUUAGUCCUGAGAGUUGGAGGGGGAUUGAGACUUGGAAUCUCCUUCAACGUACACGCCUUGCCAUCACACCCCGCAUACGACACCGUAUUCCCCCACCAGUUGAGCUGCACCUGAUGAUACUCCACCGCAAAGAAGAUGACGAUCGCCGCGAUCGCGAUCCCCGCCAUGAACGACGACGUCAGCACGUACGCGUAUUUCUGCCACCACCGCGUGUACCGGUGCUUGAUGUAGUAGUUGAACGCGAAUCCCACCAGCACUGUCGGCCACACGUACGAUAUGUUGUACGGGCAGUAGUACAGCACGCCGUUCAGCAACAGCGGGACGUGGAUGUAUCGCACCCACGAGCCCGGGAACCGCUUGGUGAGGAGGUAAAAUGGAAUCGGGAGGAGGGCACCCACCAGAAACCCCCAUUCGAGAGGGUGGUAGAUGCCGGUGUCGCCGUAUAUCCUCCUUGGUCCGAUGGCGCCCCAGAUCACCGACGCGGUGAAGAAUUCGGGAUACCUACUCGGGCAGGUGAAAUUGGACGCCUGAUCCGCCGUGCAGACAUUUUCGAUAUUCGACAUUUGCCACGCAUUCACCCCAACAGACACCAAAGCGCCCACGAUGGUGGAGACCGUCUGGGCCCAAAACAACGUGCGCGGCGGAAUCUUCAUAUAGUGGCCCAGUUUCAGAUCCGCCACAAACUGAAUCGACUGCGCGCAUGCGAUGUAUCCGUACGACUUGAAGAUCAUGUUGGCCACGGGCUUGUUCGGGAUCGCAUACCCGCCGAUGAACUCGGCCAGGACGUUAUUGGUGAUUUGGGUGUUCGUAAUGGCGAGGAUCAUGCCGAUGGGGAUCUGCAGCACCAGACAGAUCAACACCCCGAUGACGAUGCCCCAGAUCGGCAUGCCGGUGUCGUAGACACUGACGGCGACGCAUCCAAGAAUGAACGAAAUCCCCAGGACGGCGAGAUACCACCAUUCCGGGACCUCAUUGUAGGCCUUCAUGAGUCGGUUGUGGACAUCGUUGUAUUCGUCCCGCGCGCUUCGCCAUCGCAAUGCUGCCCUCACGCCGUUGAUGAUCUCCCUUCGAUGAUAGAGGACCGCAUGCACCACCGUCGCCAGGUAGACGGCAAAAAAAGCGGCAUACAAGACGGCAUACGCGGCGGACAGGUAGGCCGGGCUGUACGCUUCGUACGCCUCGACAUUCAACGUGAAAUCGGAGUUGAGGAUCCGGCUGACAUUAUAGUUAUUUCCGGUAUUGUCAAACACAUCAUAGCUGUUGAUGGGGAAGUACGCCGUAUUCCACACGUUGGCAAAGUACACGGGUACAAUGACGCAGAAGCCCACGAGGAGCAUGCCGAAAAAGUUGUUCACGAGAGCAAAGAACGGGGUGAUGAUGGGAUCGAAGCAGCCCAUGCCGGCGAUGCUGCCGGUGAUGAUGGCGAGCUUGACGUUGGUCGGCGAGAUCCAGGUGAUCCAGUUGAAGUACGCCAGGGCCUGGAAGAUAUAGUCCGGGAACCAGAAGUAGAUGAACAUGCCGACGAAGCAGUAGAAGAAGAAGCGGAAGCGGGAAAUGGUCCACCCGUGGACCCGGUCAAAGCGAUUGUCGUUGUGCAGCGCUUUGUUGAGAGCAAUGCUGGCCAGGUUCUUGGGCCAGAUCAUCGCCGGGGGAUACACCAGAAACCGGCGUACGAUUCCGGCGCAGCCAUAACCGAUGAGCUGGGUCGAAAUGGCGAGCAGGAUCUGGAAGCCGGCGCUAUCGGCCAGCCUCUUGAUGCCGUAGAACAUGUCGAGUUUGAGCGACUGGAAGAUGUAGGUCACAUACGCGGUCCCGUUGAGGCCGCCAUAGGAGACGUUGGACAUGAUGGUGAUGAGCAUGUGCUCUUUCUGGUUGAACGGGCCUGGAUUCAGGCUGAAUCGGUGUCCGAAGAUGGACACGCUCUUGGUUGGGAGUGCCCACUCCAGGAAUUUCCCGCAUGGAUAGGAGAGCAGCUGGGCGACGACGGAAUAGAUCACGAUGCCCGGUUGCCGCAGCGAGAAGAACUGAUCCAGGCCCGUGCCGAUGAUGGCGAACAGGAUGCCCAGGGUCCAUGCCCGGAACGUGUUCACAGGCAGGGACGGGUCGUCGGUGUUGUCGACGACGGCCCUCACUUCGGGAUAGGGCGAGUCGUUCAGCAGCAGCUCGCGUUGCGCCUGGAUCUCAGCGAAGAUGGCCUGCAGGCGGGAUGCAUCGAUGCUCGCUGGAUCCUCGCGCAGGAUGGCGCGUGCUCGAUCGAGAAUGUCGGCGGGGAAGUUGAGAUCAAACUCGUGGUCCUUGACCGCCUGCUGCAGCGUCGCCAGGAGCUCGCCCAGAUCCGACUCGGCGAUGUCGACGACCUUGCGGCCGUUCUUCUCGACGUCGGACGGCGGGCUGUCAAGCACGGUCUCGGGGUGCUUCUCCAUCGCGGGCAUGGCCUCCUGCUUCAGGAGCUGCGAGCGGGGAUGCCAUGCAUUCUUAUGCGACUAACAUGA